CUCUCUCUAUACUCCUAAGCGUGCAAAGACCAACAACUCACACCAACGAACCAGAACCAGCUCUCUGUUCCAAGUCAAAUUCCCAGUCUUCUUCUUCCUCUCUAUCCCCUCCUGCAUUUAAAACCCUCUCUGCACAGACCAAAUUUCACAAGUUGAAAGGCAUACACACAGAAUUAAAUAACUCGAAUCCCUGACAGAGACUAGAGUAGAAAGAGAAAUGAAACCCCAAUCUAUACUAAACCCAAUUUUAUUUUCACUCUUCUUCUUCAUCAUCACCACCGAAUCAGCAGACAUCCCAUUAGGAUCAACCCUCUACGCCUCAAAUCAAAAUAGCAACUGGAACUCACCAAACCGCACGUUCUCUCUCGGCUUCAUCUCCGAAGGCCCCACCUACUUCGCCGCCGUCACCUACAACGGCAUCCCCAUCUGGAGGGCCGGCGGCGUUGACACUGGCGCCGCCGACUCCUCCGCCUCUCUCCAGUUCCUCUCUGACGGCAACCUCCGCCUCGUCAACGGCUCCGGCGCCCUCGUCUGGCAGUCCAGCACCGCCGGCCGCGGCGUCUCCUCCGCCGCCCUCGACGACUCAGGUAACUUCGUCCUCAGAAAUGGUACAACUUCUGUUUGGUCUACAUUUGAUAAUCCGACUGAUACCAUUUUGCCCUCACAAAAUUUCACAAUUCACAAUGUUUUGCGAUCUGGGUUGUACACAUUUCAUCUGCUUAGCUCUGGAAAUUUAACACUUAGGUGGAAUGAUUCUAUUGUAUAUUGGAAUAUUUGGUUCAAUUCCUCUUCCAGGUGGAAUGAGUCUACUGGUAUAAAUUCUAUGAACUUUUCAUCACCUAUAUUAGGACUUCAACCAAUUGGGGUAUUAACCCUUUCUGAUCCAACGCUUUCGGCCGCAGCCAAUGUAGUUUAUAGUAGUGAUUAUGCUGAGGGUAGUGAUAUACUUAGGUUUGUGAAGUUGGAUGAUGAUGGGAAUUUGAGAAUUUAUAGCUCCACUAGGGGUAGUGGUGAGGAUACUGUGAGAUGGUCAGCUGUUGGUGAUCAGUGUGAAGUUUUUGGGUUUUGUGGGAACAUGGGCAUAUGUAGUUAUAAUGAUUCGAGUCCGAUCUGUGGGUGCCCUUCGGAGAAUUUCGAGCUGAUUGAUCCAAAUGAUAGCAGGAAGGGGUGCAAGAGGAAGAUGGAGAUUGAGGAUUGUCCGGGGAGUGCCACCAUGUUGGAUAUGCCGCAUGCCAAGUUCUUGACAUACCCUCCUGAAUUGUCCUCGCAGAUUUUCUCUGUGGGUAAUUCAGCUUGUAGGUUGAAUUGUCUUGUGAGUGGUUCUUGUGUUGCUUCGACCACAUUAGCAGAUGGAACGGGGAUGUGUUACUUGAAAGUGCCGAAUUUUGUUAGUGGGUAUCAGUCCCCUUCUCUUCCUAGCACUUCAUAUGUCAAGGUUUGUGGUCCAGUGAGUCCGAACCCCUCUGCUUCUUCUCUAAACGCUGGCAAGGAUAAUGGUUGGAGGUUGCAUGCGUGGAUAGUAGCAGUUGUGGUUGUGGGUACUGUUUUGUGUUUAAUCAUGUUGGAAGGUGGUUUGUGGUGGUGGUGCUUUAGAAAUAGCCCCAAGUUUAGUGGAUUGUCCGCUCAAUACGCACUUCUUGAAUAUGCCUCUGGUGCACCGGUCCAGUUCUCAUACAAAGAACUCCAACGGUCCACAAAGGGGUUCAGGGAAAAGCUUGGAGCAGGAGGAUUUGGGGCCGUUUAUAAGGGGGCUCUUGCAAAUAGAACCAUUGUUGCAGUGAAGCAACUUGAGGGAAUUGAGCAGGGGGAGAAACAGUUUAGGAUGGAGGUUGCCACUAUAAGUAGCACCCACCAUUUAAACUUGGUGAGACUAAUUGGAUUUUGCUCUGAAGGGCGUCACAGGCUUCUGGUGUACGAGUUCAUGAAGAAUGGUUCUCUUGAUAACUUUCUCUUUACAACAGAAGAACAGUCGGGUAAAUUGUUAAACUGGGAGUAUCGUUUUAAAAUCGCCCUAGGGACUGCAAGGGGGGUCACAUACCUUCACGAGGAGUGUCACGACUGCAUUGUCCACUGUGAUAUAAAGCCGGAGAAUAUUCUCUUGGAUGAGACUUACAAUGCCAAAGUUUCAGAUUUUGGUCUUGCGAAACUUGUAAAUUCAAAAGACCAUAGGUACCGCACGUUGACAAGUGUGAGGGGAACAAGAGGAUAUUUGGCACCAGAAUGGCUUGCAAAUCUUCCGAUAACUUCUAAAUCUGAUAUUUACAGUUAUGGUAUGGUUUUGUUGGAGAUAGUGAGCGGGAGAAGGAAUUUUGAAGUAUCAGAAGAUACAAAUCGGAAAAAGUUUUCUGUGUGGGCUUACGAAGAGUUUGAGAAGGGAAAUGUGAAAGGAAUUGUCGACAAAAGGCUCCACGAGGAGGUGGAUAUGGAUCAAGUCAAGAGGGCAAUUAAGGUAAGCUUUUGGUGCAUCCAAGAGCAACCAUCUCAGAGGCCAAUGAUGGGAAAAGUGGUGCAGAUGCUAGAAGGGGUUAUGGAAAUUGAGAGGCCGCCAGCGCCAAAGGCUGUGAUUGAAGGAUCAGCUAGUGGAACCAGUGUAAAUGUGAGCAGCAAUGUCAGUGCUCUCUCCACUGCCGUGGCUUCAGCCCCAGCACCCUCUUCAUCGUCAUCAUUCCAAACUCCGGGAAUUUCAUCUUCUGUUUCGAGUAAGAAUGUGGAAAGGGCAUCUUCAUCCCUUUUACAUUCAGAACUGAAGUGAAACUAACAUCCACUCUCUGGUGUGCCUAGAAGAGUCAAAGUACUGCUUUUGGGAUCUAAUUCUUUGCAACCAAAUGUGGAAGGGACAAACUUUGAGGGUGAUGAGCUUUGAUCACUGGAUACCAUUCAUUAAUUAUAGUAAUAUUUUGUAGUGUAAUACUUGUUACUACUGUAUUAUAUAGUUUUUGUCAGCAUGAGGUUUUCCAUCACAUUUAAGCUGUUCCUGUGAUAUCACUUUAUUUUCAUUGGAAGAAUUGUAAUUAGUAAUUUGAAGAACCCUUGUUACUGAAUUUCUCUUGAUAUAAUGAAAAGAUGUACAAUUUUAUUUAA
Molecule: messenger RNA, 3081 nt
Organism: Cornus florida
Lineage: Eukaryota; Viridiplantae; Streptophyta; Magnoliopsida; Cornales; Cornaceae
Product: G-type lectin S-receptor-like serine/threonine-protein kinase At1g34300
Exons: 1
Coding region: 218-2752 (844 amino acids)
Biological process (GO): protein phosphorylation; recognition of pollen
Molecular function (GO): ATP binding; protein serine/threonine kinase activity
Source: RefSeq, a predicted model, not a curated record